Hydra vulgaris (swiftwater hydra) is the source of this 1293-nucleotide messenger RNA. The record is from RefSeq and is a predicted model, not a curated record. NCBI's taxonomy places the organism in Eukaryota, Metazoa, Cnidaria, Hydrozoa, Anthoathecata, Hydridae.
AUGGCAAAUUCUGACACAUUAAAUAUUACAGAAAAUCCAAUAAUUGAUGAGAGUAUUGAAAAAUUUGAAUACCAUGAAUAUUCUCCUAAAAUUGCAAAUUUUGAUAACCCUGGUACUGAAAUAAGUAUAACUAUUAAUGAGGAAAGCUUGUUUACACUUCCAUCUGAAGCUUAUAUUUUGAUUGAAGGAAGACUACUAAAAGCAGAUGGAACAUCUUAUGCUAAUGCAGAUGCUGUAACACUUAUAAACAAUGGUCUUAUGUACUUAUUUACUAGAGCAGAAUAUCAAUUAUCUGGUCAAACUGUAGAAAAUGUUAAUUGUUUAGGUAGAGCAACUACAAUGUUAGGAUUGCUCAAAUAUCCUAAUUACUUUCAAAAUGUUCAAGGUAUGAAUCAAUUAUGGUUUAGAGAUUCAUCAACAACUGCAGCGAUUGCAACAAAUCUAGGAUUUCAAGCAAGACAAUCUUAUUUAAUUCAAGAGCCAAACACAAAAGGAAAAUUUUCCUUUUGUGUACCUCUAAAACAUAUUUUUGGAUUCUGUGAUACUUAUGAUAAAGUUGUUUUUGGAUUAAAACAUACACUUAUUCUAAUUAGAGAAAGUGAUAAUAAUGCAAUUUUUAGAGCUGCAGGUACAGCUGCUGGGCAAGUCAAUCUUACUAAAGUAUCACUUUUUAUGCCACAUGUUAAGCCAUCUCUUGAAUAUGAUUUAAAACUUAAAAACAUAAUUAAAUCAAACAAAACACUUCCAUUAUCUUAUAUUGGAAGGCAAUGUGAAUUAAAAAAUGUUGAUUCAGUUACUGAUUUUAGUUGGACGCUGAAUAUGACAUCAACUAGUACAAAACCUAGAUUUAUUAUUAUCGGAUUCCAAACAAAUAAAAAUAACAGUCAAGAACAAAAUCCUGCAAUAUUUGAUCAUUGUGACAUUAAAGAUAUGUGCAUAAAACUUAAUUCACGAAGUUAUCCUGAAAUUGUUAAUUAUAAUCUAUCAUUUCCAAAUCAACAAUUCUCAAGAGCUUAUAGAGAUGCAACUCUAUUUAAUGAAAAGUUAUAUGGAUUGAAUGAACUUAUUUCACAAUGCAACAUAAAUCCACAAGACUAUAAAAAUUUAUAUCCACUUUUUGUUUUUGAUGUAAGUAAUCAACCAGAAGCUACAAAACCAUCAGUAAUAGAUGUUCAAUUUAACGCAACAUUUAAUACAGCUGUUCCAGCAAAUACUAUGGCAUAUGCAGUUAUAUUGUCUGAUCGAAUAGGACAACUUAGUGCUGAUGGAAGCAAACUUCAAUAUAUAUUUUAG